This is a messenger RNA of Aspergillus nidulans FGSC A4, 2489 nucleotides long. RefSeq names its product protein bglD. Gene Ontology annotation, molecular function: beta-glucosidase activity; hydrolase activity, hydrolyzing O-glycosyl compounds. The transcript is spliced from 3 exons. The coding region runs from base 1 to 2439 and encodes 812 amino acids. Gene Ontology annotation, cellular component: extracellular region. The record is from RefSeq and is a predicted model, not a curated record. Gene Ontology annotation, biological process: cellulose catabolic process; carbohydrate metabolic process. Lineage: Eukaryota; Fungi; Ascomycota; Eurotiomycetes; Eurotiales; Aspergillaceae.
AUGAGGGUACCUUCGUUAUCAGUUCUUUCCUUUCUGCUCGGCACCGCGCUGGCCGCCGCCAGCAAUUUUGAAGCCGGCCUUCUGUCCAGCGGCAAAGUGUCUCUCGGUGACUGGAAAUCCGCACACGAGAAAGCCUCGCAAUUUGUUGCCAAGCUCAACACCACCGAGAAGAUCAAGCUCAUCACCGGCAGCAGUGUGACCACUACCAAUGGCGAGACAUUUACGGCUCUCGACAUUCUCGACGGUGACAUGGGCGCGCAAGCCUACUAUUAUGUCUCGGCGUUUAGUCUGUCCUCCGCCUUGGCCAUGACUUGGGACAAGGAGGCCAUGUACGAGCAGGGCAGGGCCAUUGCGGCUGAGUUCUACGGCAAGGGAAUCCAGAUGGUUGCCGGUCCGACCUCGCAGCCUCUUGGCCGUACUCCAUGGGGCGGCCGACUGGUGGAAAGCUUUGGACCUGAUCCGUAUCUGAAUGGUAUUGCAACCGGGUUGGAAACUAGGGCCUAUGCGGACGUGGGAGUUAUCGCCGGGGCUAAGCACUUUAUCCUUAACGAGCAGGAGACCAACCGGACCGGCGGCAUGGGAGGUGGCGGUGGUGCUCCUGGUGGUGGCGGCAUGGGGAGAGGCGCUGAGUUUAGCUCUAGUGUCCCUGGGGGCAUGUCUCCUACAAGCUCUGCGGGAGCCAUUCCAUCGUCCACUUCGACCCCCGGCGGCUCUGGAAUGGGUGGUGGAAUGGCUGGUAGCAGUGCUUUCUCGUCCUCGUCGUCCUCCGGCGCUCCCUACUCAUCCAACGCCGAUGACAAGACCCUCCACGAGACAUACCUCUGGUCCUUCUACGACGCGGUCCAUUCCGGCCUUGGUGGUGUGAUGUGCGCCAUGACCAAAGUCAACGGCACGCUCUCAUGCCAAAGCUCCUCCCUCCUUCUAGACAUUCUCAAGACCGAGCUUGGUUUCCCCGGUAUGGUCUGGCCUGAUACGAACGGCCAGCAGGAUGCCCUUGCUUCUGCUGCUAAUGGACUUGAUUACGGUUCGUCCAGCCUCUGGAGUGAAUCAACGAUUGAAGGGUACCUUGAGAGCAACAACAUCACCGAAGCUCGUCUGAACGACAUGGCUAUUCGCAACCUGAUGGGCUACUACUACGUCAACCUCGAUAACGGAACCCAGCCCUCUACUGCCGCGCAAGAUGACUAUGUCGAUGUCCGCGCCAACCACGCCAAGCUGAUCCGUUCUCAUGGUUCUAAGUCGAUGGUAUUGCUGAAAAACAAGAACAAUACCCUGCCCCUCUACAAGCCUCACAAGAUGGCCAUCUUUGGCUCGCACGCCCGUGCGGCGGUGGCUGGCCCUAACAUGCAGUUCAGUGUCGAGGGUUCUGGACCUACGUACGACGGCCAUAUCGCGACGGACUCGGGAUCUGGACAGGCUUCUCUGCCAUACCUGAUCACGCCCGAAAACGCUCUCAACAUCAAGGCGAGCCAGGACGGCACCAUGCUGCGCUGGAUUGCCAACGACACCUACUCCUCCUCCACUGGCUCUGCGUUGGUCAUGCAGGGCUCAUCCAGCACCUCUGUCACGCCCUCCGUCAGUGCAUACUCCGAGAACAUGGAUGUCUGCCUAGUUUUUAUCAACGCAUUAGCUGGCGAGGGUGCUGAUCGCACGGAGCUGCGCAACACCGAUCAGGACAAUCUCAUUAACGAGGUUGCAGACAACUGUGACAACACCGUGGUCGUAAUCAACACAGUUGGCGCCAGAAUCCUGGACAGUUGGAUUGAGCACGAAAAUGUCACGGCCGUGCUGUACGGCAGUCUGCUGGGUCAGGAAUCAGGCAAUUCCAUUGUCGAUGUCCUUUACGGCGAUGUCAACCCCAGCGGCCGCCUCACCUACACCAUCGCGAAGACCGAAUCCGACUACAAUGUGGAUAUCUGCUACACAGCGCAGUGCAACUUCACCGAGGGUAACUAUAUCGACUACCGCUAUUUUGACGCCUAUAACGUUACUCCUCGCUACGAGUUCGGCUACGGCCUUUCCUACACCGACUUCGCCUACUCAAACCUCCACAUCCAGGGCCCCUCUGCCCUCUCCACCUACCCUACAGGUCAGCUCGCGGUCGGUGGCUAUGAAGAUCUGUGGGAUACAGUCGCCAAGGUGACCGUGACCAUCCGCAACGCCGGCUCUCUUGAUGGGGCCGAGGUGCCUCAGCUCUACAUCUCGUACCCGGACGUCGCGAAGCAGCCAGUGCGCCAGCUGCGUGGUUUCCACAAUGUCUACAUCAAGAAGGGUCAGUCGACCAAGGUGACCUUCGAGCUCCGCCGCCGUGACAUCUCCUACUGGGAUGUCCAGCACCAAAAGUGGGCAGUUGCUCCUGGUACGUACGAGGCUUGGGUGGGCGCCAGCUCCAGGGAUCUCAGAACGCAUGGCUCUUUUGUUGUCAAGACUAAGGCGUGAAACAAAACGUCAAGGCGUCAAGGCAAAAAUCUGACUGAUAGACUUUGUAA